Molecule: messenger RNA, 1709 nt
Organism: Contarinia nasturtii (swede midge)
Lineage: Eukaryota; Metazoa; Arthropoda; Insecta; Diptera; Cecidomyiidae
Exons: 5
Coding region: 60-1670 (536 amino acids)
Biological process (GO): exonucleolytic trimming to generate mature 3'-end of 5.8S rRNA from tricistronic rRNA transcript (SSU-rRNA, 5.8S rRNA, LSU-rRNA)
Molecular function (GO): 3'-5'-RNA exonuclease activity; nucleic acid binding
Source: RefSeq, a predicted model, not a curated record
UUCAAGUAGUAAACAGACGCUAGAGUUCAAUUUGAAUUUCAUAAUUAUUCACUUAAAAAAUGUCAUUAUUUCCAAGGAGUUUUUGUCGAUUGAAAAUUGUCUUCAGUACUUCCAAACCAGUUUACAUAUCCCGAAACUUUAGUUUUACAGUCAAUGGAUACAUCAAAAGAUUUAGUGGCCAAAAAUAUGUUCACAAGUUCGAUGGUUCUUCAAAUCAGCACCGAAAUAUCACAACUGUUAAUUCGAAGAUGUUGACUGUGCCAAGUGGUCUGAAUCCAGAAAUACAGAAUAAAUUCAACCAAUUGGAAUAUCUCAUUUGUUUGGAUUUCGAAGCAACGUGUUGGACUCCACGUGAUUUGUACAGGGCUGAAAUAAUCGAAUUUGGUGCAGUGCUAAUAAAUCUUAAAAAUAAGGAGAUCUUGUCAGAAUUUCAUGAAUACGUGCAACCAACCAAUAUACCAAUACUCAGCGAUUAUUGUAUGGAUUUAACGGGAAUCACACAAGAAAUGAUCGAUGACAAAGAGCAUUUUCCUGUCAUUUUUCGAAAAUUUGAGAGUUGGUUAGAAUCGAUACGUGAACUGAACCAGUUAAAUUACACAAGACCCAAUAAAAGUGGCGUACAACUCGAUUGGAAUACAACAUUUUGCUCGUGGACUAAUUAUGAUUUAGGCCACUACUUCCGUCUAGAAUGUGAACGCCAUAAUAUCACACACCAAGAUUACUUUAACGUAUGGAUUGAUGCGAAAAGAUAUUUUCGAAUGAGGCACAAGGGUCAUUAUACAUUCGAAAUGGCAUUAAUAAAGUUGAAUAUUUCUCCGGUUGGCCGUGCCCAUUCGGCUAUCGUCGAUGCUAAAACCUUAGCGCAGAUGGUAUUCACGCUCUUUCAGAACAACACGAUCCUUUUCCAAGUACGCAAAGCACACAAUAAUGUUGGCGAUUGUAUUGUUCUAUUUCAACAAAAAUCGAAUUCUGAACCGACACUUUUAACUGCUCAAAGUGACAAGGAAAUUAGAAAUCAAUUCGAUUACUUGAUUUGUUUGGAUUUUGAAGAAACACGCUGGGAGACACGCACACCGGGACGUUCUGAAAUAAUUGAAUUUGGAGCGGUUCUUCUGAAUCUAAAAAAUGGUCAAAUCAUGUCCGAAUUUCACGACUAUGUGCGACCAAUCGAAAAUCCAAAUCUCUCCGAAUUUUGCACAAGAUUGACCAACAUUUCACAACAGCUGAUCGAUGAAAAAGAUUGCUUUCCCACAGUUUAUCAGCGGUUUGACGCGUGGCUCAAAAUGCAAUGUAAUUUAAAGCAAUUAAAAUUAGCAACGCCCGAUGAAAGAUACGCUCAAAAUGGUUGUAAUGCGACGUUUUGUUCAUGGACCAGCUGGGACUUGGGAUUCUUGUUCCGUUUAGACUGUGCACGCCAUAAUAUCGAACAGAAUGAACAUUUCAGCGCAUGGAUUGACGUUAGAAAAAAAGUUCAAAGACAGUUUUUGGAUCAAUACACAUUCGCGGAAGCAAUGAGGUUUUUAAACGUUCCACAAACUGGAAAUAAACAUUCAGCUAUUGACGAUGCAAGAACCUUGGCUGAUAUGGUGGCGGCUCUUUAUAAAAAUGAUGUACAAUUUUAUAAAGCGACUGAUAUAAGACUUGCUUCAUUUGAUGUAAUGGGUUUUUAAAUUUUAAUAGAGAAUAGAAAAUUGAACUGUUAACAGAAA